AUGGGGACUCAGGGUAGCCCGGUAAAGAGCUAUGACUACCUAUUGAAAUUCCUGCUGGUUGGAGACAGCGACGUGGGGAAGGGAGAAAUCUUAGAGAGUUUACAGGAUGGAGCAUCGGAAUCUCCUUACUCUUACAGUAACGGUAAGCGGAGUGGUCUAUCAAAGGCAGAACCUGUUCUGUCACUUCACAUCUGGCUGUUUGUCUUUUUUUUUUUUUUAAACCCUUAAUGAGUGUAGCGUUGGUCUAGGCUUUGUUGUGCCACAUUGUCCAUUCCUUACCUACAAUGUCCUACAGCAAAUAGUGCUACGGGAUUUGUGUUUCCAGUUGUUUUUAACUCUAGGAAGCUCAUCUAUUUCUAAACUUAGGAACUAACAUGAAUUGAUUUUAGGACCUAGUAAGGGUGGCAUCCAUUGGUCUAUAUAAAGAUUUUGAUUUUGGGUCUUGUUCGCAGCUAUGCUUUGCUUUUCAGCUUGAGCCACGUUGUGUUGGAUUGAUAUCGGAUGUGUCCAAGAAGUUUAUUCUGAAUUUUGGAUCAUUGCAGUAAGAUGUGUUGGAAAAGCUAUGAGGGUUAGAGGUUCCUUAAAUUCCAGUUUUAUGUUUAUUGGAUGAAACACGAGCUGCUCUGAGACAAUGGGACAGGAUGCUGUGGCUGCAUCCAAACAUUCCACCAUUUGGGUUUGUAUAGCAGUUAAUUCAGAUUUACUAAUAGGAGUUCAGCUCUGUGCUUUGUUUGUUGCAGAGUUGUUUGUUUGUUUUUCUGAAAAUGGAAUUGUUUUGUAAAGCAAAUUUUUCUGAAAUCUAAUUUGGCAACUGGUAUUAGGGGCUUGAUGAGUUAAUCAUAACAGUGGAAGCUGUGUGUGUUGUGCAGGGGUAUUUAGUUUUUUUGUUUUGUUUUUUGUGUGUGUUUUAUUUUUCUCUUCUGAUCUUUGAAAUAAUUCGUUAUCAGUGUAUAAUGAAUAUGGUGUUUUGGUCAUUAAAUUAUUUUAAUGAACAUUCACAUUUUAUAUAAACCAACUUUAUACCAUUUUAAGAUUUUUCUUAGCUAUUCGGGUGUUUUUUGUUUCCAAACAUUUCACUCUUUUGUAUGUUUAUUGUUUUUUACACAAAUGUAACACCGAGGAUGUCUCCUUUUUGCCUGACCCACCUCUCGUGAUUUAGCACGAAGUGCUGUUUAACUGCUUGCCAAAUCUGGGCUGCUAGACUUUCCCAGAAGGCUCCAUGGCUUUGUUCGGCUGAGACUCUGUCACUGUAAGCCAAACACCUCUUACACCCGUUUGCAGCAAAGUGUUUAAACAGAUUCCUGGUGAAUGCCUGAUGGUCCAGGAAGUAAAGCCUCACUGUCUCAUCCCUGCUUCCUUAACAAAGAUUUCCUGCCCUCACUUCCUGUCUGCCCGGGAUCAUAACCUUCCACCCACUCUCCGUCCGGAUUGUUCACUAAAUCUACAAAUAUCAGGGCAAAAUAGCUAAGCCAGAAACAUGGCUAACUUGGAUCAUUUUCCUUGUUCAUCUGUUUUGAUCUGACAUUUAGAAUUCUCUUAAUACCAGACCAUCCAUUGUGUGGUGGAUAUCCCUGGAUAUAUUUGUGUGUAGAAUAGUGACUGCUCUGUGACGUAUCAACAGGACUCCCUUAUUCACUAUUUGCUGUAGAAUGUGUUUCAGUGCAGAUAUUCCCCUUUGACAUGGAGGGUAGAGACGUGUCUCUGGACCCCCUAUAAUUAUUAAUGCUGUCUUUCUCCAUGAAUGUUAAAUACAUUUCUCAAACCCAAACCUGUAAUAUAUCUAAAAAUAGGCAGUAAAUGUAUAUGUCCAAGAGGAAUAUCCGCUGUUAGAAUUAGAGUAAAUAGCUAUACUGUAUUCAUGAAAUCAGAUAGUUACUUGAGAGAGUGAGUGUGUGUGUGUCUGUCUGUCUCAGUAACAAGAGGUAUCUUUCCAAAAUCCGACUUGAGAUCUGCAGGUGUCAUUCGCAACAGUAAUAUUUUGAUUUGCACUGUGGGUGUUUUAUUAUGACUUGCCGUUGGGAGUAACUUAUAAGGCCUGGCUAGUGGCAUAGGACUACAAGUUUUAUACGUGUAAUAUUCGCCAUAAAUGGACAGCACUCCUAGGACUUCUCCAUAUUAAAACGUAACUUAUAUUUACAUGUUUGUUUUUAAAUAAACACUUUAAAACUCUUCUGAAAUUAUAAUUUAUUUAUUUUUAUUGGGGGAGAGAUAUAGCGAACUCAGACCGUUUAAUUCAAUAUUUGUAUGGCUGUUUGUGAUCCCUGUGAGUUGUUAAAGGGACACUAUAGACACCCAGAAUACAUCUCAUUGAAGUGGUCUGGGUGCAGUGUCCUUGUUCCCUUUAAUCAUGCAAUCUAAAAACCUUGCCGUUCCAGAGAAACUGCAAUGUUUAUAGUGCAGGGUUAAGAUUGACUGUGUACCAGACAGCCACUAGAGACGCUUCCUUCAUUUACAAGGAGUUUAACCACGCUGGACCAUCUUCACACUUUGCAUGAGAACAUACAGGUUUGCAAAUCCCAUUAGGUUCCCCUUGUGCUGCUGUAAGAGGCGGAGCCAGCGCUGAGAGACUUCAUGACUGGAAUAAGGUUUUUUAACUCUUUAACAGCCUUAAGGUAUGGUGAAGGGGAGGGGAGCUGAGGGGCACUAUAGUGUUAAGGAUACAGCUUUGUAUUCCUAACACUGUUUCUUUAAAUUCCAUCCCACCCUGUUCAAUCAUGUAACGCUCCACAUGGGACAUGAGCCAGACAAGGCUGUCCAGAUCAUAGAGUGAGAGAAAAGUAACUUUUUAGAUUUAAAUUUAAUCACCAAUAUUACCAGCAUUGGAUACAUUUGUGAUGCACAUCCCCUGUGUAUAUUGGGAAACUCACUAAAGACGGACUGUCAAGGUUUAGCGAUCUCUUCUGUAAAAGCUAAUAAUUAAAUUACAGAACCGGAUGAGCAAGCCUUGUUACUAAUGGCUUUUUAUACCGGGUGUGCCUCGUCAGACAUUUACUAGAUCUGCUGGAAUAUAGUUUUUGCGUGAUUUUGCAUUCUUACAACUUUUGUUAAGCGCCAACAUGAGCUCUGAGCUGUUACUAUUACUAUAUAAUAAUAUUCUUCACUAAAAUGUGACUUGUCUGGAAUUCAAAGUGAAUUUCGCAUUUUAUAAUAAUUUCACAUUUUAUUCUUACUUUAACUGAUAACCCUGUGUUUGUGUUCAAAUUGUGCUUUUAUUUAUUCGAGUCUAAAAGCAAUCAAUCACUACUCUUGGUCCUGGUCCCACUGCUGAGCCUUUUAAUGGAUUAAAUCCUCCUUUUUUCUGCCCUGGUUUUUGCAGGAUUGUCUUACAACACACACAGGGGUUCUGCGGAAAGAGCUAUUUUCUUGAUUGGAAAACCAAAUUUGACUUCUGGGAAAUUGCUCAGCUAUUUUAUUUCAUCGUAGGAGAGGUUUUAUUUUAUUUUUGUCUGUUGAGGCUGUAUUUCUGAGACAUUCAUCCUUUCCUGGGAUCAGACAAAAACUGUUUGAUAUCUUUUCCCACAAAUUGAGAAUUUGGGUAAUGGGGAUAGUAGAGCAUAUUAACAAAUCUUUUUUAUAAGCGGUUUGUAUCAUAUACUCUGCUUAAUGUGAUUGUCCAGGAUCCCAUUGCUGGUCUGAUUCUUCCAGCACUAUUGGCCCAUGAUGGACUGGAUGCUAGAAGACUGAUGAAUUGUGUAACAGACCAAAAGGAAAUAAAUGCAAUCAGGAAAUUUUAUAUAAAGUGUUAUUCAGCUGUACAGAGCAAUCCAAAACGGCACACACUAGGUAAAGUAAUGGCUGUGCUGGACCCCUGCAGGGGAGCACCAUAAUUGGUGGUAAAGAGUGGGAUUUAGAUGCAAAUUGCAAGGCUAAAUCCUAGGGUUUCUAUAUAAAUGUUGCUGGCUCUUUUAUAGCGAUGAUAUUAAAGUGGCACAGUGUCGGGCUGCAAGGAUAGAUAAUUACAUUAUUCCUGAGCAGUAUGAAAUUCUAUCCACCGUCUGUUCAUCUCUGUAAAAUUUGGUCGCUUUGAUUAAAUUUCUUUUUGUUGUACAUUAAAAUGUGGACAAAUUGUGGCGAGUUUGCACUUAAUAAUUUAAUGCCUUUUCUAAUGUAAGAAAGCACUCAGACACAGAACUGAAGGAUGCAAUCUUUUGAACACAUUUUAUGGCCGUGUUCCAAGAACUGUAUUUCAGUAGAAUUUAACUGUGCUAUUCUGGGCACUUAACUUUGAUUCAUUGUAUAGAAUUUAAAAUGACACAAUAAAGGGGAUUGCUCUGUGUGUGUUUAUUGUUUUUUUUUGUUUUGUUUAUUUCUGUAUAGAAUACAUUUAAUAGUUCUUUAAAGGAACUCUAAAACCAUAACAUUAAAAAAAAUACACCAUUCUUGCCUUUAAAUUUCUUCAAGCUGCAGUACUUGUUCAGACAUUCUGGCAUGUGUAAGGCCACAGCUCCCGCUCUCUCCAGCGGAGGAGAUGGACAGAUUGGUGUCAACGGCUUUUCCAAAAGGCUCAUACAGUCAUAAUGCUCAGGGGGAUGUAGUCCACAACAUAUGAAGUGCAGAAGGUGGCUUAGCAUCUGGAGAAAUGUAAUUCAGAACUAGUAAAUAAUUUUAAGUAUUUUGUCACUAUAGGGUUAUGGCUGGUAAUGAUCUUGUUACUUUGUGUUCUAUAUUAAAUUUCUAUUUUUAAUUCUAGGUAUUGACUACAAAACCACUACCAUCCUGCUAGAUGGCCGACGGGUCAAAUUAGAGCUCUGGUAAGGCUGUUUGCUAAUGAAUCAGUCUGCCUACACCUGUCUCUGGCUCAGAACCUGCCAACACCUGUGUCAUUGAGGUUAUUUAAUGACACAUUCUCCUUGCCAUCCCACUUAUUCUGAAAAUUAUAUCUAAUUGCAAAUUACUUUUAACCACAAAUUAUAUUGGUUAUGUUGAUCCUUUGAAUUAAACAUUUGUUUUUUUGGGGGGAGGGGAGUUUUCUACAGCUUUUUCUUGCCCAUGUUAUUUAACCGGUUCCACAUGGCUUAAAUUCAGCCCCUUGUUCCCCCUGUACCUUCCUAACGCAUGUUCUGCUUCUCUCCACAGGGACACCUCUGGCCAAGGCAGGUUCUGCACCAUAUUCCGCUCUUACUCCAGGGGGGCACAGGUAAAACCUUUUUUUAGUCUCUCACCUGCGUUAACAAGUUCACAGCAGCUGGAUUCCUCCCUGUGAUUUUGUAAAAAAUAUAUAAAACAGCUGCUGCUAUUUAGUGUCAAUUUAUAUUCUCUGUAUUGUUCUUAUACCUUGAAUUAAAUGGACACACCCGGCAAAAAUGUAUGUGGGUGCAAUGUGUGAGCUGGUUUCCCUGUGUGGAUUCCAUUUACAUAAUCAAAUGAAGUUUUGCUCCGUAUAAUCCGUAAACCCACCAUUUCUGCCCAUCCCAACCUGCACAGUUUCCCUCUUUCUUCGCACAAUAGAUAGAGCUUCCGGAUCUCGCUGGGCAGUUGUGCAGGCUGUUUGUCUUUGUUUUUAAAUCAGUUUAACUUCUUGUGGUGGGCACCAGGGUUCUCCUGUCACAAGCCAGAGUUGUUAUGGUGCUUGUAGUGUUCAUUUUAAAUAAGUAUUGCACCUGUUUCUUACAUUUUGGUUCUUAACCAAGGGUAUUGAAGGACAUACACUCUGAAUUCAAGUGGAGUUUUGGUAAAAUACAGCAUUUCAUUACGAGUGAAAGUCUAUAGAAAGCCACGUGUGUGCCGUGUGAAAGUGUUUUUAGUGGGCGCUUUCAUGCCACUAGUUCGAAAGCUAGAAAGAUCCUCCUAAUGGGUAAAUAAAGAGAAAUGAUAAUCCCGGUAUCUUGACUGUCAACCAUGGGGUAAUUUCCAUUUUCAUGGAUGGGAGGUACAUCCCUACAGGAGUACAAUGUCAUUAGUGUCCCACACCCCUUAGGGCAUUACUGGUCCGCCUUCUAGCAUUAAUAACUUAUGGUUUUAUUUUAGGCAUAAGUAUGGUUAGUUCUUCGCAUACCUUGUGUUGCACCUAAUAUGCAAUAGUCUGUGCCUUUACACAUUAUCAAUAUACACCCGUGCUCACUUAUCUUGACUUCUAUCAUUUGUCAAAACGUGCAGUACUCUCCAAUGUCACGUCUCUGUUUUACUAUUCUUGUAUACGCUUGCUGCUGCUGUCGUGGCGCUGCAAGCUCAUUGUUACUCUAAGCACAACAAAAAAGAAAGCAUUUACAAAUAAAAAUGAUAAAAUAAUUUUACUUUCCUCGAUCUUUGUGCAGAGAGACAUUUGCUGCUUCUUCCCUGACCUUUAAAUAAUGAAUUAAAUAAAACUUCAAUAAGUGGUCACAAGCUGUUCGCUAGCAGCAUGUCCGUCUAUGGUUUUAAAAUCGGUGUAGAUGAACCCCUAUUGUUGCUUGGCUGUGAAUCCUGUCCAGGAGUUGCUAUACAGCUAGUUGCUCACGGUGUUCCAGCUUUGAAUGAUGAAUGAUUUGAGCUGUGUAGUGCUGCAGUUUGUACAUUUCAUAUAAACAGUCUAAAAGUGUGUCCUUGUGUUCUAAUGUUAUGCAAAUGAAAGUACAAAAAUACAUGUGACCAAAUGCAAUAUUUUAUCUCUUUGCUUUCUAUUUCAAAGCACACGACCUUAGGGAAAUGAAUGAAAAGAUGAAUUUUAAUGUCAUGAAAACAUUGCUGGGUCAGUCAGGGGUCUUGGACAUGUGCAAGGCAUUAUAGUGAAUAGUGUUAUCUUUGCAAAUCAGUCAGCUGCUGGAAAGGUUAAUUGCUGUGAGCUGUGUUGUCUGGGAUCUCUAGGGAAUCUGAUCCAGAUGGCAUGAUUCCCACAAGGCCUGAUAUGCAACCUGCGGGCCUGCUAAACCCAUCUUUCUGCCUGUGCAUGGAAGGCUCAUCACUAUCUCACUAUGUAAAUGAAAGCCUGAGUGUCUGCAAACUGACCGAUCAUUUCUGGUUUUAUUGUCUUACAGGGCAUUCUAUUAGUCUACGACAUCACCAACAGAUGGUCCUUCGAUGGAAUAGACCGGUGGAUCAAAGAAAUAGACGAGGUAAUGGCUAGAGUAGAAGUUGGCUUUUAGGAAUUAUGUCCCAGAACUUGGGGUUGCAAUCACAUGCAAUCUAAUAGCACCAUAACCACUAUAACAUCAUGAAGUGGUUAUGGUGCAUACGUAGCCCCUUUAACUGUGUGGCGCUUUUUUUUUUUUUUUUUUUAACCAAUUUAAAAUGUAGUCAAUUUCCACUGCUUUUAAGCCCUCCUUUUUAGUUUAAAAAGUUUUAACUAGUAUGUUGGACAACCUCACCCAAAACUUUAGGUGGAUGUGGAAGCCAAUUAAAAUCCUGAAAUUGCUAGCAGGAAGUUGAACGGAUUAUUUUAAUUGCUACCGCUUACAAGAUCUAAUCCAGCAUCUGUUAUGUAUUAGAAAUGUUAAUAUUUUUCAACAGACUGCUUUUGACAUAUGUAUUUAGGGAAAGGUCACAAGGGUAUAUUUUCAAUAUACACCUUCCCACCAAUUCGUACUAACCAUUUUUUCAAUAACCAAUUCAGAAGCUUUUGAAAUGAUCUCUUGUGAUUUUUAACUGAUGUGUAAUCUUUGACAUUUUCUUUUUAUCUGUAACUGUUUACAGCAUGCUCCUGGAGUACCUCGAAUAUUGGUGGGAAAUAGACUGCAUUUGGCUUUCAAAAGACAAGUCCCCACUGAGCAAGCGCGGGCGUAUGCUGAGAAAAAUGGGAUGACGUUCUUUGAAGUUAGUCCCCUCUGCAACUUCAACGUGACUGAAUCUUUCACAGAGCUGUCUCGUAUCGUCCUCAUGCGGCACGGAAUGGAAAAAAUAUGGAGGCCAAACAGGGGUAAGAGCCUUCAGUGAGGCCGUUGUGGAGCAUUGUGAUAUGUAGGUAGUUUAACAAGAUCAUCGUUUGUAUAGAGCAAGAAAACCAAAGUUUCAUAAAGUAAAAGGUUAAAAUAUAUAUAUUUUUUCCCUUUUCCAGAUUUAAUAUAAACUUUAUAAAUUAACCUUGUUACACCCCCUGGCUGUCAAUUCUAUAGUAGGUCCUGUUACGUCCUGAUUUGUUUAGGUCUGUGGAGCAGAUGCUCAGGAAACAGCAGUUACCUUGAGCAUCUGCAUUGUAUAGAUUUCUCAUUGAGCUGCAUUGAGAAGUCUGGGAUUGGACAGCCAUGGGAAGUCAGGGUGGGUUUAGAUGGGAAGUUUUUGUUUUUUUGUUUAUUUAUUUGUAUACCACCAUUGACAAAAAUCCACUCCUAAAUAACUGUAUGUGUAUACAGUGAGGGGGAAAAAGUAUUUUAUCUCCUGCUGAUUUUGAACGUUUGCCCACUGACAAAGAAAUGAUCAGUCUAUAAUUGUAAUGGUAGGUGUAUUUUAACAGUGAGAGACAGAAUAACAAAAAAAUGCAUGUCAAAAAAAAUAUACAGAUAAAUUGAUUUGCAUGUCAAUGAGUGAAAUAAGUAUUUGAUCCCCUAUCAAUCAUCAAGAUUUCUGGCUCCCGAGCUGAGAUUAGGAGCACUCUCUCUUAAAGGAACACUAUAGUCACCUAAAUUAAAUUAGCUAAAUAAAGCAGUUUUAGUGUAUAGAUCAUUCCCCUGCAAUUUCACUGCUCAAUUCACUGUCAUUUAGGAAUUAAAUCACUUUGUUUCUGUUUAUGCAGCCCUAGCCACACCUCCCCUGGCUAUGAUUGACAGAGCCUUCACUCAAACAGAUGUAAUUUACCUUAAAUAAUUGUAUCUCAAUCUCUAAAUUGAACUUUAAUCACAUACAGGAGCCUCUUGCAGGGUCUAGCAAGCUAUUAACAUAGCAGGGGAUAAGAAAAUCUUAAUUAAACAGAACUUGCAAUAAAGAAAGCCUAAAUAGGGCUCUCUUUACAGGAAGUGUUUAUGGAAGGCUGUGCAAGUCACAUGCAGGGAGGUGUGACUAGGGUUCAUAAACAAAGGUAUUUAACUCCUAAAUGGCAGAGGAUUGAGCAGUGAGGCUCCAGGGGCAUGUUCUAUACACCAAAACUGCUUCAUUGAGCUAAAGUUGUUCAGGUGACAUAGUGUCCCUUUAAAGGGAGUGUUCCUAAUCUCACUCAUUGCUUGUAUAAAAGACACCUGUCCACAGAAGAAACCAGAUUCCAAACUCUCCACCAUGGCCAAGACCAAAGAGCUGUCCAAGGAUGUCGGGGACAAGAUUGUAGACCUACACAAGGGUGGAAUGUGCUACAAGACAAUCGCCAAGCAGCUUGGUGAGAAGGUGACAACAGUUGGUGUGAUUAUUCGCAAAUGGAAGAAAUACAAAAUAACUGCCAGUCUACCUCAGUCUGGUGCUCCGUGCAAGAUCUUACCUCAUAGAGUUUCAAUGAUCAUGAGAAUGGUGAGGAAUCAGCCCAGAACUACACGGGAGGAUCUUGUUAAUCUCAAGGCAGAUCUCCAUCAAACAUGAAGGUGGAAAUAUUAUGCUUUGGAGGGUUUUUUCCUGCUAAGGGGACAGGACAACUGCUUCGAAUCAAAAGGCGAUGGACGUGGCCAUGUACCGUCAAAUCUUGGAGGAGAACCUCCUUCCCUCAGCCAGGGCAUUGAAAAUGGGUCGUGGAUGGGUAUUCCGGCAUGACAAUAACCCAAAACACACAGCCAAGGCAACAAAGGAGUGGCUCAAGAAGAAGCACAUUAAUGUCCUAGAGUGGCCUAGCCAGUCUCCAGACCUUAAUCCCAUAGAAAAUCUGUGGAGGGACCUGAAGGUUUGAGUUGCCAAACGUCAGCCGUGAAACCUUAAUGACUUGGAGAGGGACAAAAUCCCUCCUGAGAUGUGUGCAAACCUGGUGGCCAACUACAAGAAACGUCUGACCUCUGUGAUUGCCAAUAAGGGUUUUGCCACAAAGUACUAAAUCAAAGGGGUCAAAUACUUAUUUCACUCAUUGACAUGGACACCAGUUGAUAACUUUUCUGGAUUUAUAUUUUGUUGUUCUGUCUCUUACUGUUAAAAUACACCUACCAUUACAAUUAUAGACUGAUCAUUUCUUUGUCAGUGUGCAAAAGUUCAAAAUCAGGAGGGGAUCAAAUACUCUUUUCCCUCACUGUGUGUAUGUAUGUGUGUGUAUUUUUUUUUUUUUUUUUGCAUUUGGCUGUGCCCAGGGCCGGCCUUAGGCAAUUAGGCGCCCUGUGCAAAAAGUCUUCACGGCGCACCUCCCACCAAGUUGCCUGAAUACAGUAACACACACAGGCACCGGGACGUGUGUAUCACGAGGCAAACAAGGCAUCUGCCUUGGGCGCCACUUUGCAGGGGGCGGCAAAAAAAAGCAUCCCUCCAAACCCCCAGGCAGAUCCCUUGCUUGCUUCGCAUCCUGGGGGGCUCAAGAGCUGACCGGCUGGCCACUUUUGAGCCCCCCCAAGGCUGGCAGCGGGCAGCGAAGGAGCAUACUCACCUGAGCUCUUCCUGCUCAGCUUCCUCUGCGCCGCUUAAUGAAGCCGGGAGCCAGAAUAUGACGCCAGUCCGGCUCCCGGCAUCACUAAGCGCUGCUUACUCAGCCUGUGCGCCCCCUGCCUGCCUGCCCAGCAGCCACACUGGACUGCUGGUAAGAAAUCCACUCCAGCUUUCCCAGGGAGGCUGGGUGGAUUUAAAAUAAAUGUAAAAAAUAUUAGUUUGUGAGUGUUAGUGGAAAUGUCUGUGUGUGUGUCUGUGAGUGUUUAUUUGGAAGUGAAUGUGUGUGUGUGUGUGUGUGUGUGUGUCUGUAAGUGUGUAAUUGUGUGUGUCUGUAAGUGAAUGUGUGUGUGUCUGUGAGUGAAUGUGUGUGUGUGUUGGUCAGUGAGUGUAUAUGUGUCAGUCAGUGAGUGUGUAUGUGUCGUCAGUGAGUGUGUAUGUGUCGUCAGUGAGUGUGCGUCUGUCAGUGAGUGAGCGUCUGUCAGUCAAAGUGCGGCCUUGACAGGAAGGGGUGGGGGAAAUUUAACCUCGGUUACAGGCAUGUACACACACACUCAGUUAAAGGCAGUCACACAUACAGGCACAGGCACAAACAAUGGCACAGCUACAGCGACACACACAGACAGACAGUCACAUAGGCAGUCACACACACAGACAGACACACAGUAACACACACAUAGACAGUUAUACACACACAGGCAGGCAGUCACACACAGACAGAUAGUUACAGACAGACACACACAGGCAGGCAGUCACACACACAGACAGACAGUCACACACACAGACAGACAGUCUCACACACACAGACAGUCUCACACACACAGACAGUCUCACACACACAGACAGUCUCACACACACAGGCAGUCUCACACACACAGGCAGUCUCACACACACAGGCAGUCUCACACACACAGGCAGUCUCACACACACAGGCAGUCUCACACACACAGGCAGUCACACACACAGACAGUCACACAGACAGUCACAUACACGGGCAGUCACACAGACAGACAGUCACACACACAGACUGUCACACACAGGCAGGCAGUCACACACACACACAGAGACAGACAGUCACACACACACACACACACACACACACAAGGACAGGCAGUCACACAGACAGUCACACACAUACACACACACACACACACACGCACACAGGCAGGCAGUCACACAGACAGACAGUCACACACACACAGACAGACAGUCACACAAACAGGCAAACAGGCAAACAGUCACACACACACACUUACCUCUUUCCAGUGGAUGCAGUUGGCUGAUGGGGAAGCAUCUUUCCCUCUUCCUGUACAGCAGGGGCUUCGGGAGGUAUUAGCCCCGUCUCCGCCUCUCGAUAAGCCCCACCUCCGCCACUCGGUAAACCCCGCCCCCUCUGCCGCGAUUUUUUUUUUUUUUUUUUUAAAUAGACCCGGGUGGAGAAUAAUUAAUCCUCCAGCCAGGUACCUCUUUUGGCUCCCCUGCACUCCGGCCAUGAGUGAGCUGUGUCGGCCACAGGGCGCCCCCUGUUCCAUGGCGCCCUGUGCGGUCGCACAGCUCGCACACCCCUAAGGCCGGCCCUGGCUGUGCCCCUGCAUCUUGCGGAGCAUCACAGAGUAAAUGUAGUUCAGAAAGAAUUUUGAUGGAAAGGUUGGCUAUUGCUGCUCUAGAGACUCUAGAUCAACCUCUGUGUGGGUCAUUUUUCGAGAGACUAUUCUUUUAUACGCUUUAUUUUUUUUAUUUUUUUAUUAAAUCUGUUGGGGUACCUGAAAUUUGCACUGGCUUUACUGAAAGAAGAUCUACGUUAACAUUUUUGUUUAAACUAAGAAUUGUUUUAGGAGAAUACGUUUUAAAAGAUUAGAAAUUUUAUAGUCCACACUGUUGCUUUUGAUCUUAUUGAUACUUUCUUGGCUGCUUAGUAAUUUUAUUUUUAAAAUGUUCUUUUGUUUCCCCACAGUGUUCAGUCUGCAAGACCUAUGUUGCCGUGCCAUUGUCUCCUGUACCCCUGUGCAUCUUAUUGACAAGCUGCCACUUCCAGUGGCCAUCAAGAGCCACCUUAAGUCCUUCUCCAUGGCCAACGGCAUGAAUGCUGUUAUGAUGCACGGACGUUCGUACUCUGUGGCCGGGGGUAGUGGUGGAGCCACAGGAAGUGGUGGGGGAAGCAAAGGCAACAGCCUUAAACGCUCAAAGUCAAUACGACCUCCACAGAGUCCACCGCAGAACUGUUCUAGAAGCAACUGUAAAAUAUCUUAG
Pelobates cultripes (western spadefoot toad) is the source of this 12639-nucleotide messenger RNA. The record is from the annotation of a GenBank genome assembly. Lineage: Eukaryota; Metazoa; Chordata; Amphibia; Anura; Pelobatidae.